Molecule: messenger RNA, 1298 nt
Organism: Chironomus riparius
Lineage: Eukaryota; Metazoa; Arthropoda; Insecta; Diptera; Chironomidae
Source: the annotation of a GenBank genome assembly
AUCCAACCAUGAUUGAUUGAUGCUGACGAAAUAGUAAAUUCGUGUAACUUUAUUUUUUUUUGUAUAGAGAUAUUUUGAUUUUUCUUAAUUAAUUUAACUAAAUGGUUCAUUAUAAUGAGAAAACGAUUUAAUUCAGAAUCUGAGAAUCUAAUAACGGAAGUCAUCAUACCCGAAGAUAAUCUGUACAAGGAUAAAAUCGUCGAGGAAAGUCUAACAGCAAAAUUAUUUAAAAAUUUCUAUAAAGCUGAAAAUUCGCAAGGAAUUGUCCUUAAUUCGUCAUCCAGCAAUAACUUAUUAAGUGAAGAUAGCUUGCCAGAUCCAGAACCAGAGAUUUUCGUCAUGACUGCACGCGAUAGAACCGUUGAAUUUUCUAAUACAAUUCGUAGUUUACAAGGUCGCAACAUUAAUCGAGUUGUGAAUCUGAAAGAUCCAAAGAAGGUCAAACAGAUGCAAAGCUACUCGGAAUUUAUGUUGAUUGCUAAAAAUAUUGGAAGGAAUAUUGCUAGCACCUACACGAAACUAGAGAAAUUGACUUUAUUGGCAAAGCGAAAAAGUCUCUUUGAUGAUCGACCAGCUGAGAUACAGGAAUUGACAUACAUCAUAAAAGGUGAUCUGAACUCUUUGAAUCAACAAAUUGGACAAUUACAAGAGAUAUCAAGGAAUCAAGGAAAGACUAGUGGGAAGCAUUUACAUUCACAUUCCUCAAAUAUGGUGAUGGCCUUACAGACACGUCUAGCAAAUAUGAGCUCGAAUUUCCAGCAAGUUCUCGAGGUACGUACGGAGAAUUUAAAACAGCAAAAAUCCAGACGAGAACAAUUCUCUCAAGCUCCCGUCACAACAACACUUCCACCAAAACGUGAUAAUCAUACUGGAAGUUUAUUGUUUAGUGAACAAGAUGAUCAAGUCAGUAUUGAUGUAUCUGCAUCGCAGCCACUCAUACCCAAAAAUCAGCUCCAGCAUCAACAAAUGCUUUUAUAUGACGAUACAGAUCAAUAUGUCCAGCAGCGAGCUGAAACUAUGCAAAAUAUAGAAAGUACGAUCGUUGAACUUGGUGGAAUUUUCCAGCAAUUAGCUCACAUGGUUAAGGAACAAGAAGAAACAGUUGGACGAAUUGAUUCCAACAUCCAAGAUGUUGAAAUGAAUGUGGAUGCAGCUCACUCGCAAAUUCUAAAAUAUUUCCAGUCCGUAUCAAAGAAUCGUUGGCUUAUGAUUAAAAUAUUCGGUGUCCUUAUUUUCUUUUUUAUCUUCUUCGUUCUGUUUGUUGCUUAAACCCACUUUCUAAUACCUUAUAUCCUGAA